Suricata suricatta (meerkat) is the source of this 1734-nucleotide messenger RNA. RefSeq names its product double PHD fingers 3 (gene DPF3). The record is from RefSeq and is a predicted model, not a curated record. Gene Ontology annotation, cellular component: nucleus. Bases 1 to 1137 code for a protein of 378 amino acids. The transcript has 11 exons. Lineage: Eukaryota; Metazoa; Chordata; Mammalia; Carnivora; Herpestidae.
AUGGCGACUGUCAUUCACAACCCCCUGAAAGCGCUCGGGGACCAAUUCUACAAGGAAGCCAUCGAGCACUGCCGGAGCUAUAACUCGAGGCUGUGUGCAGAGCGCAGCGUGCGUCUCCCUUUCCUGGACUCGCAGACCGGGGUGGCCCAAAACAACUGCUACAUCUGGAUGGAGAAGAGGCACCGCGGCCCAGGCCUCGCCCCGGGCCAGCUGUACACGUACCCUGCUCGCUGCUGGCGUAAGAAGAGACGAUUGCACCCACCUGAGGAUCCAAAGCUUCGGCUGCUGGAAAUUAAACCUGAAGUGGAGCUGCCCCUGAAAAAGGAUGGCUUCACCUCAGAAAGCACCACGCUGGAAGCCUUGCUCCGUGGUGAGGGUGUCGAGAAGAAGGUGGAUGUCAGAGAGGAGGAAAGCGUCCAGGAAGUACAGAGGGUUCUGGAAAAUGACGAGAAUGUAGAAGAAGGAAAUGAAGAAGAAGAUUUAGAAGAGGAUAUUCCCAAGCGAAAGAAUAGGACCAGAGGACGGGCCCGUGGCUCUGCAGGUGGCAGGAGGAGGCAUGACGCCGCCUCUCAGGAAGACCAUGACAAACCUUACGUCUGUGACAUCUGCGGCAAGCGCUACAAGAACCGUCCAGGACUCAGCUACCACUACGCCCACACUCACCUGGCCAGUGAGGAGGGGGAUGAGGCCCAAGACCAGGAGACCCGGUCCCCACCUAACCACAGAAAUGAGAACCACAGACCCCAGAAAGGACCGGAUGGGACAGUCAUUCCCAACAACUACUGUGACUUCUGCUUGGGGGGCUCUAACAUGAACAAGAAGAGCGGGCGGCCUGAGGAACUGGUGUCCUGUGCAGACUGUGGACGCUCUGGUCACCCAACCUGCCUGCAGUUCACCCUGAACAUGACCGAGGCCGUCAAGACCUACAAGUGGCAGUGCAUAGAGUGCAAAUCCUGCAUCCUGUGUGGGACCUCAGAGAAUGACGACCAGCUACUCUUCUGCGAUGACUGUGACCGUGGCUAUCACAUGUACUGUUUAAACCCCCCGGUGGCUGAGCCCCCAGAAGGAAGCUGGAGCUGCCACCUGUGCUGGGAACUGCUCAAAGAAAAGGCCUCAGCCUUUGGCUGCCAAGCCUAGGGCUCCAGGGUGUUGGAGAGGCGGAGGCGGAGCCCAGUUCAAACCAGAUCAAGCCCCCGCUCCCAUGUAUCCAGACAGACCAACUGUAAGGAAGACCUGUGGCCACAGAGGGCAUGGCCACGUAGAACCACGAGGGUGAGGUGUCUGCUUCCCUCCUGCACACAGGUUUCGGUACUUCAGUCGGCCCCUCCAUGUUUCUACUGGAAGGAUCUUGCACUUUUGAAGAACACUCCCAGCCCCGGCCCUGUGGAACCCCCUCACAUUUAUCCCAGCACUGAGGCCCUCUCACUGGCUCCCAUUUUAAGGGAAGCUGCUUUGUGACCACCUAUCAGUCAUUUACGUGUAGUUUGGUGUUUUCUAUCUAUUGUGUUCCAAGAAAUCUUCACACAGCCUCCCGCCUCCUGCUUCGGCUCUUCAUCCUGAACUCAGCAGAGGGUCAAAAGGCUGUGGAGAAGUUUUUAUUACAAGCCUUUCUGGAAACUUCUAGACUCAGAGUCGGGAGGCCAUCUUGACGAUCAAAAUCCCUUUUUGUUCCUUGGACUCUGUGAAGAAAAAAAGCGGUUUUCUGGACCCCCAGCAGAUACCUAGUGGUGUCUA